AUGCAAUUGCUUCGCAGAUUUAAAAACCGCAGUCGUUUCGCUACACAUAGCGAUAAUGGUAACUUCCACCAACUGACUUCACCCCAGCAUGAAACCCAGCAGUAUGCACCUCACCAAGGAAACCAACUGAUUUCACCCCAGCAUGAAACCCAGCAGUAUGCACCUCAGCAAGGAAACCAACUGAUUUCACCCCAGCAUGAAACCCAGCACUAUGCACCUCAGCAAGGAAACCAACUGAUUUCACCCCAGCAUGAAACCCAGCAGUUCACACCUCAGCAACAAAUACAAUCUAUUAGUGGAUUAUUUUCCCAAGAUUUUUCUAGAAAUUAG
Messenger RNA from Acanthoscelides obtectus, 330 nucleotides. Lineage: Eukaryota; Metazoa; Arthropoda; Insecta; Coleoptera; Chrysomelidae. The record is from the annotation of a GenBank genome assembly.